GUCUCUUACUCGCACGUCAUGGACCCUCCUACUCCCAUUGCAUUUAGAUUUAACGACCUUCCAACUGAGCUCGCCCUCAUCGUCUUCAAGUAUGCGGCACAACCACUUUUUGCUCAAUAUGCGCCUUUCACCCGAGACCCAUACUCAUUCGCCCUCUCACUAUGCCAGAUCUCCAAAAUUGUCAGGCGCGCUGCGCUGCCUGCACUUUUGCACACAGUAUUAUUGUCGACAACUCACGACCUACUCGCUUUCGUACGGGCUCUGCGCAUGCAGAAAACAUAUAUGGAUCAACAACAUGCUCUAGCUUUUGAUUAUGCAUCUUGCGUGGACAGCAUAUCAAUCGGACACUUUCGGGGGCCUUUUGAAAACCCACCUAGUUUCUACUUUCCGAUUCCUAUACCCGAGCUUGAAGGCGAGAUCGAUAUCAGUCUGCUCGCUCCAGUCAUUCUCGGUGCAUCGUCCCUCGCAAUCAGCUUUCAGGAUCUAAAUCUUCUUUCAAAAUGCCUCAAACAUGCGUGUAACUCCAAUGUCGACCACAACAAUUCUUUGCUUCCUUGGAGCAUCACAAGUUUGACAUUAUUGGGUACGUUCUGUCACCCAUGGUCCCUCAUGGGGUCUGUCUAUGGAUAUGCUUUCCUCGCUUCCAUCCAACACCUCACCCUACUCGAGUACACAUCCUUCCGACAAGAAUGCCUGCCCUUCCAGUGCAACUGUCUUAGCAAAGUCAAAUUUAAAGACUGCUUAAGCUACAUGCAUCGCGCGCGCGUUCCUUUCAAAGGAUUGCAAACAUUUUCGUUGGCGAUUCCGCACAUCAAAAUCAUUCCGCACACCUAUUCCCAGCCGGUCGCUCAGUGUGCGCCCAAGGGUGUAUGGGUGAAGUUGGUCACGUUCCCUGCUUCCGUGCUACCAGACCCCUGUACACAAGAGGAAAUAGAGCAGUUUAUUAAGACCGGAGCGGAGUUUACUCCACAUGGAUUUCUACCAGCCAACGCCGUUCCAUAACCGCUUUCCAAAUCUUUGAGGCCUCACUGGCACGGGUGUCAGACAGACUAGUACGCAAUGGGUUGUAUUAUGGUCCAUAAUUUGAACAUAGUUGAAACUCUUAUGACGAUAGUACCUGCUCCGGCACGGGCUUGGUACCAAGCGACUUAUUCGUGUAGUCCUUGCCAUUGCAGAACGUUCAUCACGCUGCAUAACAGCCUGCUAGACUGAGUACUGGGCCUUCGCAACGUUCGCAUCGUCCUCUGCCAAGGCCCGACCUGUACUUUAUGUACCCUCCUCUUGUUGAUUUCUGGUAAGAAAUGGGAGCAAAUGGGAGCAAAAAGGCAGUUUGGUUUGCAACAGCAAGAAUUGCAUUGAAGUCAAG
Suillus fuscotomentosus is the source of this 1366-nucleotide messenger RNA. RefSeq lists its product as uncharacterized. Lineage: Eukaryota; Fungi; Basidiomycota; Agaricomycetes; Boletales; Suillaceae. The record is from RefSeq and is a predicted model, not a curated record. The transcript has a single exon. Bases 19 to 1002 code for a protein of 327 amino acids.